Molecule: messenger RNA, 2655 nt
Organism: Chrysoperla carnea
Lineage: Eukaryota; Metazoa; Arthropoda; Insecta; Neuroptera; Chrysopidae
Exons: 12
Coding region: 1-2655 (884 amino acids)
Source: RefSeq, a predicted model, not a curated record
AUGUCAUUAUGUCGUCCACCUCCAACAGUUUCAUGGUUUUUUAAUGAUCGUCUUGUAGAAGGGCGACUUAUGGAAAAACAUGAUAAUGUAAUAGUCAAUCGAUUAGAAGUACCUCAUGUUACACGUCAACAUUUAAAUUCAACAUUCAAAUGUCAAGCAAGUAAUACGAAAUUGAAAUUGCCAUUUGAAAAAACUGUACGACUGGAAUUAUUAUUACGCCCUCUAAGUGUUCAAUUACUGAACAAACCACAACGUUUGGAAGCUGACAAAGAGUAUACAAUCACAUGUGAGGCAGUUGGAUCAAGACCGAAGGCGCAAAUUUCUUGGUUUCGAGAUAAUCGAAAAUUUCGACGUGGCAAGAUUGUUGAAGGUGGUAAUGAAACUGUGGUAACAAGUUCAGUAACCUUUGCACCCGUACCAGAGGAUGAUAAUACUGUUCUAAAAUGUACCGCCGAAAAUCCUGAAUUACGUGGUAGUGGUAUGGAGGAUAAAUUAACAUUAAAUGUUGUCUAUCCUCCACAGGUGGCUUUACAUUUAGGCAGUACUUUGGAUCCAGAAGCAAUUAAAGAAGGUGAUGAUGUAUAUUUCGAAUGCAGUAUUAAAUCAAACCCGAAAGAACAUAAAAUUACAUGGUUUCAUAAUGGUAUAAUGGUAACACAAAAUAUGUCCUUGGGUGUAAUCAUCAGUACACAUUCAUUGGUGCUACAAAAAGUGACACGUCAUCAUAGUGGAGCAUACACCUGUCUAGCAGUAAAUGAUCGUGGUGAAACACUUUCAAUGCCAAUUUUCCUACGUGUUCGAUUUGCUCCAGUGUGCGUCGAUAGUGAAAUAAAUGUUAUUGGAGCAUCACUUGAUGAAGUAUUACGUGUCCGUUGUCAUGUGACUGCAGAUCCAAGUGAUGUGACAUUUUUAUGGCAAUUUAAUAACAGUGGAGAAAGUUUUGAUGUAUCACCAGCACGAUUUGCCACCGCUAAUGGUAGUUUCAGCGAAUUAAAGUAUACCCCAGCAUCCGAACGUGAUUAUGGUACUUUAACAUGUUGGGGGCGUAAUGCCAUUGGUGGCCAAACACAUCCGUGUGUUUUUCAAGUUGUACCCGCAUCAAAACCAAGUCCAUUACGUAAUUGCACAUUACGUACAGCAACAAAUCAAAGUGAUGCACUCGAAGUAGAAUGCGUGGCCGGCUAUGAUGGUGGUUUACCACAAACAUUUGUACUUGAAGCAUAUGAAUCGCGUACAAAAAAAUCACGUCUAAAUUUAACAAGUUUAAAUGCUGAAGUACCGAUAUUUCACAUUGAUAUGAAUGAUUUAUUGCAAGUAUCAUCUCCAUCGGCAUCUUCAUCUCAACACGGUGGUGGUGGAGGUGGUGGAAGCAGUAUUACGGAUUCAAUGAUGCAACCACCAACAUUACAUUUUGUAUUGUAUGCACAAAAUCCAAAAGGGAAAAGCGAAAAAUUUGUGUUGGAUGAUAUAUCGUUAAAUGAUGCUGAAAAACGUACAGACGGUAGUACAAACUUUAGUAUUGUACCAAUAGCAGCAUUAUUAACGGGUGUUUUAUUAACACUUGGUAUUGCUGUAUUAUUAAUCGUGGUGUUAGCUGUGCGACGGAAACGUGCAGCAAUGCUACGUCCGAAUUCACUAACACAUUGCACACAUCAAAUUGAUAUGGAUCCAAUAAAACAACAAAAAAUGUCACCGUUACAGCCAUCCAGAAAUAAUUCAAUGUUGGAAAUAAAUACAGGUGAUCAUCGUUAUGUUGUUGCAUAUACAUUAAAACCAAUCGAUAUAAAUAAUACAAAUAAUGUAAAUCAUCAUCAAUUAAUGAUAAACUCAUCAACAAUAAAACAAUCACCAUCCACAUUAUUAUUCAAUAAUAUUGAACAAUAUCCAAAUAUACAAAGUCCUGUAUCAAUGGCAUAUGCGAAUGCCGUAUUAACUGGUGGUACAGUUGCUAUAGAUGAUUUAGGUGGUGCUACAGAUGGUAGUGGACUUAUUAGUGGUGGGGGUGGUGGUGGUAUUCUCAAUAAACCACAUCAUUUACAUAAUCAUCAUACAAUUGGUGUUGUUACAAGUGGUGGAUUCUCAACACAUCAACCGGAUAUUUUAAAUGCACCACCGUCUGUUAAUCGCAAUGCCUUAAACGCAAAUUCACCACCAACGCCCGCACCAUUACCACGUCCUGAUGCACUAUUUGGUAGUAGUAUUGGUGGUGCAACACCACCUCAAUCGCUAGACGUAAGACCUGGCUAUCUGCAACAACUUCAACAACAACAACAACAACAACAAACCUCAUCAUUCUCAUCACCGCCAUCUUCAUUUGGAAGAUCGAGUGGUGGUGUUACUAAUACAGUAGUUACAACUACAACUACCACCACAUCAGGUGAACAAAUAAGUACGGGAAACGACAUAGCCCCUGGAGGUGACCGCAUUAGACAGCAUAUUCCUACAACGCUCGCGUCAAACUUUAUAAUUCAAACACCGGACUCAUCAAUGCCUAGUCCACAGACAAUGGUAAAUGCAUGUUCAACCUUAGGUCGGGUACGCAGUAGGACAACAAGAAAUCCACCACAAUCACAACAACCAUACUCAAAUUUUGGUACAUUACGUCGUGAUCACAUUAUCACCGAUACAAUACCUGGUCCAGAAAGUUGUGUAUAA